ACAACCCAUCGAAUCAGGCCACAAUCAUUUAAUUCAACCCAUUUGAUUUCGAGCAAACUAAUUAAAGCGCUCGAGCGAGGGAAGAAAAAUAUGUGCACCGUCUAGUUCAAUGUUGCAAAACGCAGGAGUAGGGUUCUAGCUUCGUUCAAACCCAGACUGUCGCAAAACCCAUACUGCACACUCCAACAAGAAGGAAGAACCAACAUGGGGCGUAGGAUGCCGUUGGCCGGAAUGGAAACCUCUAUCAUGGCUACCGACUCUGUAGAAUUCAUUGGCGUUUCUGUUCCUUCUUCCUCAUCAAGAGAGGCUGCCAUUACUUCCGUUGCUUCUCAAGCUACCACCUCAUUGACUGAGGACCAUACCUCCUGCGUUGUCGUAGGAGAUCCUCCAACCUAUCUUAUCUGGAGGAUUCGGAAGAUUCUACCUCAUGUAGUAGAGUUGCUUGAGUUUUCAACUUCCAACGAGUUUUGUAGGACUGGUUUGCGAAUUGCCUUUCCUGAAACACUUCACCCGGCCGUUUUUGUUUGCAAAAAUGAGAUUAGUUCGUCUAUGGGACAUCCUUUCUUGAUGUAUGCAGUGACUUCGUCCGGUUUCGCUUAUUGUUUGAAGCUGCGAAAUCUAUCCUCAUAUGUAUCCUACUCUGCCAUUCCGCUCGAUGAGGUUGUGGAGUUUAAUCUGCAAACCCAUCCGGACAACAAACCAGUAACCAGCGUAUCUGCUAUAUCUGGAUGUCUUGUGAUAGGGAGAAAUGAUGGAUCAGUUUCAUGUUACAAACUUGGGUCGCUUGACCAACAUUCCCCUGGCUUUGAACAUGAACUACGAGAUGAUUCAGGAUUCAAUCGUCUGUUGGGUUUCAUUUCAAGGGUCAAGUUGGCAGGAGCUGUGCAAGAUAUGGUAAUAUCUGAGGUCUGUGGAAGACAAUUUCUGUUUGUUCUUCAUUCUGAUGGAAACUUACGAGUGUGGGAUCUUUCAUGCCAUAGUAGGGUAUUUAAUCACUCUAUGAACAUUGCAACUAUGGCAGAAGCAAGGUUUGUUAGGUUGUGGGUGGGUCAAGCUAACACCGAUAAGAGUACAAUUUCUCUGGCGAUUCUCUAUAAUCACCCGGAGGAUCUUAGCUUGGAGACGAUCUACAUAUAUAGCUUACGUUUUAGUUGGGGAGAUAGGGUCAGCCUAUUGUUGGAGCCUUCAACACACAGUAUUCCAUUGAAUCAGGGUGGAUGUCUCGACGUAAAACUUGCAUAUGAUAAGAUAUGGGUCUUAAAGGAUAACGCAUUGAUCUUUCUCGACUUGUUAGCUUCAGAUGGUCAUUCGGGAGAAGCACAAUGCUACGCUUUGCAAGAAGAGUUUGUUGCUGACCAAUUAUUUCAGAGCGCUGAUUAUUCUUCUGAUGCAGUUCUUUGGAUAACUCAUUCAAUAUUUUCUUCGGCAAAGGAUGAGGUUGUGCCGUUCAUAUCUUCUAUAUUCGUGCGCAGACUACUACAACCUGGGGUUUACAAUGAAAGGGUUCUUCGUGCAACUUUGCUUGAAUAUAGUAGGCACCGGACAGAUUCUAACUUUCAAUCUAUGACUUCUGAUGAACUGAAACAAGAGAUUCUAUCUCUCAUUGAAGAUGAGGGAGCAACUGGAACUCCAGUUUCAAUAUAUUUAUGGUGGAAAACUUUCUGUACCCACUACAUCCAUCAUUGGUGCACAGAUAAUGCACCUUCUUUCAUACUUAUUGACAGUACAUCGGCUGCAGUGGGAUUAGUGAGAAGGAAUUCAGUAUCACUUUUUAGAUGCUUGGACAAUGUUGAGCAACUUUUAGACGGUUUUUCUGGGGAACUUGAUGAACUUGGUGGUCCUGACAUUGGUUGGAUUGGCAAUGAUUCAGAUUCGGAACUCUUGUUUGAGGUCUUGAGAUGUGUUAUUAGCAUUAGCCGGCGUUUGGGGAAAACAACUUUGGCUAUAUUUUAUGAGUCACUAAUGAGCACACCGAUUAUCCCUUUUGGUGAAAUUGUUGGUAAAAUUUUGAAGAUUCUGGAAAGUGGAUAUAGCUCGUCUGUGGUAAUGGUUAAAAGGUCAGAUCUUCAAGCUGGCUGUGGUUGGGAAAGAGAGGCUGAUAAGAAAAAUUUUCAAAAAUUUUCUAUUGAUAUGAUGCUAUCUCUUCAUACUUUGUGCAAAAAGGGUGCCACAUGGGGCAGGGUUUUCGAUGUCAUUGAAAGUUUUCUUAAAUACUUUGUUCCACGAAAGAUGUCUCAGAAAGUACAGCCUCAAACAUCAUCGGAUGCCAAUACCUCCAUUUUGGUCCAUGCAACCUCCCAGAUUUCAAAGGUUAUGCUUGAAUCAGCGUUAGAUGUUCUGUUGUUUCUAAAUUAUAUGGUCUCCGCCAGUGGGCAGAUUGGUUUACUCCAUGAUGACACAUCGAGAGUAAAACUUGAGUUAAUUCCAAUGAUUGAGGAAAUUAUUUGUGAGUGGCACAUUAUUAAUUUCCUUGCUAUCACGCCAUCUGAGUCAGCUGCAGUUGAGGAUUUUAGUUCUCAACUUUCACUGUUACAAAUUGAUACUUAUGGAGGUAAAGAAAUAUGGAAGGGGAAGCUUGGAAAAUGUGACUUUACAUUGGCUUCUUUACUUCUGUUAAAGAUGAAUUCUUCAACUGAAGGGCCUGUCUACCUGUCUACCAAAUGUCUUCUCAAUCCACAGGACAUUGUUCUUGCAACGCAAAAUUUUACUAGCUGGAUUAUUUGGGGGAGCAGUAGAGAACCUUCGGCCUUUUUAAAUACUUCAACUGAGCUUGCUGUGGUACUGCUGAGGCAUGGCCAAUAUGAUGCUGUUGAGUACCUGCUCAGCGUCGUGAAGUCUCAAUCACAAAACGAGAAGACAUCCCACUGUAUGCAAGAUGUGGAUGGUGGAUGGUCUAUAAUGCAUCACCUUCUUGGUUGCUGUCAACUUGGUCAGGCACAUUAUAAGUUGCACGGACCACUGAAAGAGAGGAAGGUUCACGAAGCUAUAUGCAGUUUCUUCAGAGCUUCAUCUGGAAACAGAUCUUUUCAGGCUUUGCAGAGUUUGCCUCAUGAAGUGGGAUUUUCUUCUGUUGAGUCUAGUGGUUGUGUAUCAAGUAUCGCAUGGAAAUUCCAUUAUUAUCAGUGGUCUAUGCAAUUGUUUGAGCAGUACAAUAUCAGCAAAGGAGCUUUUGAGUUUGCUCUUGCUGCACUUGAGCUGGUGGAAGAAGCUGUAAGUCCAAAAGACGAUUAUUGUGGCAGACUUCCUUUCAAUGAAUCUGCCAUUACAGUCCAAGGACGGCUUUGGGCAAAUGUCUUCAAAUUUGCGUUGGAUCUACAUCAACUCUAUGAUGCGUAUUGUGCAAUCAUUUCAAAUCCAGAUGAGGAGAGCAAAUAUAUCUGCUUAAGGCGUUUCAUAAUAGUCCUUUAUGAAUGCGAUGCCAUUAAGAUUCUUUGUUGUGGUGAAUUACCGUUCAUUGGAUUAGCAGAAAAGGUAGAGCAGGAGCUUGUAUGGAAGGCAGAACGUUCUGAUAUUUUGUCAAGGCCAAGCUUGUAUAAGUUGCUGUAUGCGUUUGAAAUACACCGACAUAAUUGGCAGAAAGCAGCAAGUUAUAUCUACCUUUAUUCGGCUCGUUUGAAAACGGAAGGAGCUCUGGGAGAUAACCAUUUCAGUUCAUCAUUGGUGUUGGAACGAUUGAAUGGCCUUUCUGCUGCUAUUAAUGCAUUGCACCUUGUUCAUCCUGAUUUUAUGUGGAUUGAACCCCUGUUUGAAAGAGAUGCUAUUCAGAGUAAGCACUACCCAAGUAAGAAAGCUAAAAGAACUGUUGAUGAACAGCUUGGCAGAGAUGACACCAAGUCUCAGAAGCAGCAUUCUUAUAUCGAUAUGAAACAACUAGAAAAUGAAUUUUUGCUAACUUCAUCAGAGUAUGUUCUCUCAUUAGCAAAUGUCAAGUGGCCAUUUACUGACUCUCGUAUGUCAGGGGCUCAUGAGGCCCCUUCAGAGUUAGUUGAUCUUCUGGUCCAGAACAAUUUUUAUGAUAUGGCAUUUUCUGUUAUAAUAAGAUUCUGGAGAGAUUCAGCAUUAAAGAGGGAGUUGGAGAGAGUUUUCACUGCCAUGUCAUUGAAGUGUUGUCCUAGUAGAUUAGGUUCAUCUGCAGUUCUGAUUGAUCCCAGAAUAAAUAGUCUUUUAUUGAUAUCGCCAAAUGGUGGAGGUGAGGAUGUUCAUGGUUCACUUGAUGCACUGCCUAGCAGUCAGCAGACCGAUGGAAAUGGCCAUUGGGAAACUCUGGAAGUUUAUCUUGAAAAAUAUAAAGGUCUCAACGCUAGAUUGCCUCUUAUUGUUGUGGAAACGCUUCUCCGAGCAGACUCCCAGAUGGAAUUGCCUCUUUGGCUGGUUCUUAUGUUUAAGGAUGGUAGAAGGCCAAAGACAUGGGGGAUGACUGGUGAAGAAUCAAAUCCAGCAUUGUUGUUUCGAUUAUAUGUUGAAUAUGGUCGAUAUACAGAGGCUACCCAUCUGUUGCUCGAAUACAUGGAAUCCUUUGCAUCAAUGGCACCAGCAGACUUAAUUAACCGAAAAAGACCAUUCUCUAUUUGCUUCCCCUACAACGCCGUUCAGUACUUAUGGUGCAAAAUAGAUGAAUUGAUCCGCUCAGGUCACAUGGUAGAUGCUUGUGAGAAGCUGAGAAACCUAUUGCAUGGUGCUUUGUUGAAUCAUCUGAAGCUGCUUAAAGUCGAGGGAGAUGAUAUCCUAUCUGCCGUCGCUUAAGCUACUCUGGAUUACUUCCAGCAGUUUCUAUGAUGCCAGGAGGAAUCAAGCGGAUCACCUAAAGGGAGCUCGUUUGAAGUCAAAUCUGGAUGCUGAUGACAAACCAUCUUUCGUUGGAGAAUGCUUCAAAGAUUGGUGACCUGAAUGGAUAUUGUUCGGAUAACUAAGCAUCCAGAGAUGGCAUGAAUAUACAGAGGAUUGGGGUGGUUUCCCGUUGGGUAAUAUUUGUAGGCUUGUAUAUUUCAUGAUUUCAUUUGUUUACAACAUUUUGAUGAUGCAAUCUUAGACUAGAAAUUUCAUUAAGCUCCCGCCAGUAAGUAGGGAAAAAGCGUGUAUAUGUAUUAUUAUAAUACUCGAGUCUGUUCCAGCAACAUCUUUAAGUGAUUAUUAGACGGCCAUGUUCCCAAGUGCUUCAUGCAAGAAAAAGAAAUGUAGAAUAUUCAAUUUUGAAAAAUUAUGACCAAAUGGUUUGAUUAAAUGACUGAUGAUGAACGGGUAGAAAUCUCGAAUAUUGAGAAAAAUAGCUACCAACUUUUGUAGAGAUGUUUGAAAAUAUUGAAAAAAAAUAAUUUUGGAA
Molecule: messenger RNA, 5320 nt
Organism: Cucumis sativus (cucumber)
Lineage: Eukaryota; Viridiplantae; Streptophyta; Magnoliopsida; Cucurbitales; Cucurbitaceae
Product: nuclear pore complex protein NUP160
Exons: 28
Coding region: 205-4743 (1512 amino acids)
Cellular component (GO): nuclear pore
Molecular function (GO): structural constituent of nuclear pore; protein binding
Source: RefSeq, a predicted model, not a curated record